This is a messenger RNA of Cercocebus atys (sooty mangabey), 1241 nucleotides long. RefSeq names its product potassium channel, two pore domain subfamily K, member 16 (gene KCNK16). Gene Ontology annotation, molecular function: potassium ion leak channel activity. The record is from RefSeq and is a predicted model, not a curated record. Gene Ontology annotation, biological process: potassium ion transmembrane transport; stabilization of membrane potential. Gene Ontology annotation, cellular component: membrane. Lineage: Eukaryota; Metazoa; Chordata; Mammalia; Primates; Cercopithecidae. The transcript is spliced from 6 exons. The coding region runs from base 9 to 938 and encodes 309 amino acids.
GCCACAGCAUGCCCAAUGCUGGGCUCUGCAGCUGCUGGGGUGGCCGGGUGCUGCCUCUGCUGCUGGUCUAUGUCUGUUACCUGCUGCUCGGUGCCACCAUCUUCCAGCUGCUAGAGAGGCAGGCAGAGGCUCAGUCCAGGUACCACUUUCAGUUGGAGAAGCUGCGCUUCCUGGAGAACUACACCUGCCUGGACCAGUGGGCCCUGGAGCAGUUUGUGCAGGUCAUCAUGGAAGCCUGGGUGAAAGGUGUGAACCCCAAAGGCAACUCCACCAACCCCAGCAACUGGGACUUUGGCAGCAGUUUUUUCUUCGCAGGCACAGUCGUCACCACCAUAGGAUAUGGGAACCUGGCACCCAGCACAGAGGCAGGUCAGGUCUUCUGUGUCUUCUAUGCCCUGUUGGGCAUCCCGCUUAAUGUGAUCUUCCUCAACCACCUGGGCACGGGGUUGCGUGCCCACCUGGCCACCAUUGAGAGAUGGGAGGACCGGCCCAGGCGCUCCCAGGUACUGCAAGUCCUGGGCCUGGCUCUGUUCCUGACCCUGGGGACGCUGGUCAUUCUCAUCUUCCCACCUAUGGUCUUCAGCCAUGUGGAGGGCUGGAGCUUCAGCGAGGGCUUCUACUUUGCUUUCAUCACUCUCAGCACCAUUGGCUUCGGGGACUAUGUUGUUGGCACAGACCCCAGCAAGCAUUAUAUCUCAGUGUACCGGAGCCUGGCAGCCAUCUGGAUCCUCCUUGGCCUGGCGUGGCUGGCGCUGAUCCUCCCACUGGGCCCCCUGCUUCUGCACAGAUGCUGCCAGCUCUGGCUGCUCAGUCUGAGGCAAGGCUGUGGAGCCAAGGAGGCUCCAGGCAGGAGACCGAGGGGAGGCUCUACAGCAGCAAGAGGAGUCCAAGUCACACCCCAGGACUUCCCCAUAUCCAAGAGAGGACUGGGAAGCUGAGGACUCAUGGACUCUUCACACAGCCUGGACACUUCCUCCACCCCGGGUAGAGGGAUUUCGGGGACCUUCUCAGAAGCAAGGAGUGGACAAGCCUCUUGGUUAAGGCUCCUCUUACCUCCCAAGUUCAUGGACAGGUGGCAAUCAGCUGGGGUCCCUCUUUUGGGGUACAAAGGAAAGGACAGAGGUGUGGGAGACCCAAGGUGGUCUUGAGAUUGACAGACAGCAAGUCCUUGGAGAUAGCUCCCCAGUCCAAGAACUUAGGCGGGGUCCCCAAGACAAUAAAGUUGGUCUCUCCUAUCUCCU